Ciona intestinalis (vase tunicate) is the source of this 2393-nucleotide messenger RNA. NCBI's taxonomy places the organism in Eukaryota, Metazoa, Chordata, Ascidiacea, Phlebobranchia, Cionidae. The record is from RefSeq and is a predicted model, not a curated record.
CAAUAUUUCUACAGAACUUUAUAUUGCUUAGCAAUGAGUCGUAUUUUACAUUUGACUCGCUCCUCUGAAAAGGUGUACGAGUGUUCAAAAUGCGGCCUAAUGUUCAAACGCAUGUCAAGCUUAAAAAGUCACGAAAAGUUGGUUCACGGUGAUGGCGAUUUCGCUGUGGACGCUUACUGUAAUGUCGAACCCGAGUUAAAAUUAAAUAUUGAGAAAGAAAAUAAGAAAACUGUAAAAAAUAAAAGAAAUAAAGAAAAUAUAAAAACUAAAAAAAAUGAGAGAAUUGUAGAAAGUAAAAUAACUGUAAAAAGGGACAAAAAUCUGUUUCGAAAACCGUCAAAACGAGAAGCUGUUUCUGGUAAAUCCUUAUUUGAAUGCGAAUACUGUGAUAAAGCUUAUACUAGAAAAGAUCAUAAAACAAGACACCAAAAAAAAGUUCACGGUAUUAUGCCUACACCACAGGUGAAAACAAAAAUGAUCCGAAAAUGCAAUUAUUGCGAACGAACGUUUACAAAGUUGGAUCAAUUUCGAAUUCAUGAACGAACGCACACAGGUGAGAGACCAUAUGUGUGCCAGCAUUGUUCCGUUGCAUUCAUGUCAAGGAAUAAUCUUACAAGACAUGAGAGAAGACACGGAGAGAAGGAAUUUGAAUGUGAUUUAUGCGGGAAGAAGUAUUUCGAGAAAUCAAGUUUGAUAACUCAUAUGAAAACACAUAGCAAGGGCAAACUGGAUCUCAAACAUCCGUGUACAAUAUGUGAUAAAAGGUUUAACUGCAACAGUAGGCUUGUAAUUCAUAUGCGAACUCACACAGGCGAGAAGCCUUUUGUUUGUAAUGUUUGCGAUCUUGCAUUUAUUGCAAAGUAUCGUCUGCAACGACAUUUGCAGCUGCAUACAGAUAACUUGUACGAGUGCUCAGUGUGCAAUAAAACGUUUAAUAUGUUCCGGUAUCUACAACGACACAUGGCAGUUCAUUUAAAAGAUAAACCGUUCGAAUGUCAUGUUUGUGGUAAAAGAUAUAAAUCAUUAAAGUCUAAACAAGAACAUGUUAAACUGCAACACUUAUUAAAAAUAUUGUGCACCAGUUGUGAUAAAAGUUAUUACAAAAAAUUCUUGUAUCUCAACUAUGAAACUGGACAAGGUUACACAUGCGUGUACUGCAUUAGAAAAGCCGCACACAAAGAUACCAAAGACCCAAAACCAAGAUACGAAUUCUUCUGUGAGUACGAAGGCUGCCCUAAAAGCUUUAAAUAUUUCCAAAGUUUAAAGCAGCAUCUUCUAAUCCACACCGGGAAGAACUUGUUUGAGUGCCAGCGUUGCGACAAGAAGUUUGCUAAAAAAUAUCACCUCAAGGAGCACGAGUGGACCCACUCAGGGUACCGACCUUACAAAUGUGAUCAAUGUCCCAAGACAUAUUCACGCAACAGUCACCUAAACCACCACAAACUCUCCCAUGCUGGUGUUAAACCUCAUCAAUGCAAUGAAUGUGGGAGAAAAUUUUUACGCAAACAAACAUUAAACAGCCAUAAACGAACACAUAUUGUUAUUGAGUAAUCAUGUGCCGUUCUUUUCUACUUUACGUAUCCCUUUCAUUUUAACUUAUACAAUCAGGAAAAAAAGUGAAAUCUGUUUUCACAGCAAUGUGAUGUUUUGUUAUUUUGUUUAAAAAACUUUAAAAUAAUUUGUUCUGUAAAAUAGGCCAACUGUUGCCUACAUAUCAUGUCCGCUGCCAUGUCUCACUAUUACAGAACCUUCGUUAUAGUUAAACUGUACAUAAUGUUUGCAUUGAAUUUUUUCGGUGUUAAAUCUUGUGUUUACUUUGUUUAUAGAAAUAAGAUAAAACAAAAUGAUCCGAGGGGAUAAAUUUGAAACGAAACAAUUUUCCACGGAGGCUGAUACUGAAUAUGGAGUUACAAGCUCAUUAAGAUCCGGGUUAGGAAACGUACGAAGUAACUUUGUGUCAUCCCAUCCGCUGGAGAAAUCUGAAAGAGAAUACGAUGACAAGAUGAAACAAAUGAAUUUUAACAUGCUUCGUAAUUCACAGGGCAUCCACGCUCCACUUCGCAAACAAAUGGAACUUACCGCGAUAAACAAAGCAACAACCCGUCUACCUUUCCUACCAACUUCAAAUCUUUCACAAGAUAUUCUCAACGGAAACGACGCUUGCAUUUCAAUCCAAGAUAAUUUCUCUCAUGAAGACAGCGAGAUCAUGGGCGACCCUCAUCUAAUGAUGGAACAUAAGCUUGGGUUGAAACCUUUAUAGAAAGUUACCAUGUGAUGAUGUAGCUGGAAGUUCAUGCUUUGUAUUGAAAACUUGUGAAAUAAAGUUCCUGUCGAACUACAUAUGACACUUGCUGCAUGUUAUAUCUGUUAGAAAUAAAUUGACAAACCAACCG